AGAGGGGGGGUCUUUUCUCCCCGGAUUGCAUUGAUAAAGGCACGGUAAAGCUCCCUGCUUGGGAAUUUCCCCUCUAUAAAUGGAUUAAGCUGAGGGGAAGGUGUGUUUGGGGAGGGAGGAGAGGAAGCAGACCAGGAUUUAUUCUUUCUGUCAUUGAAAAAAAAAAAGGAAGAAAGGAAGAAAGAAAGAAAGAGGGAAGCUGCUGGUUGUGACUUCUGCAACAGAAGGUCAGAAAGCCCGGGGUUCCCCUCAUAGCGCACACACCCUGUAAACUUUUAGGCAGCUCCAUGGAAACUUGUUAUUAGUGCUGCAGUCAUUAAAAGGCGCAGCCCACGGCAGAUUUAUUAGCUCAGUAAACCACAACACGUGCCAAGCUCUCUGGAAACAAAAGGGUCUGUCAGCUUUAGUCCUCCUGCUUCGUAUUUGAGAAGGCUGGGAGGAGAGUGGUGAGGAUGGAGCUGGUGGUGAGGACAAAGUUGGUGGCUUGUGUCGUGGGGAAGUGGCAUUGCCUCCGUUAACCGACGCUCUCCACCACGGUUAGCGAGUGUAAUUUGGCGGCAGCGAAGACAUUGGAGCACGGCGAGCCCUGCUGAGCUCACGCUGUUCAUCGCGGCAGCGGGACGAACAGCCCCCAGUCUCUCAAAUGGAAAGCUUUCCCGGUGUGCCUGCCAUGAUAAAUCAGCUGCCGUGAGCCUGAAUAACAGCAUUCACUGAAGUUACAGUAGGAAACUUGUCUGGGCGGACACUGUGCCAUUGCUCUGCAGAGAGCAGCCGGUGCCGAUGGCUGGCGUUGCGCUGAAAUAUCGCAUUGAUCGCCGCUCCAAGGGUCAGCUGGCAGCACCGGCUUACUGCAGCGGAAAAACAUUCUGUGCUUCCCCAGCCCCACAGUGAGCAGCCGUGUGUGCCAUCCCAGUGCUAGACAGAGCUGGGAGAAAAAAGGUACAAUGCAGUUCCUGGCCUGGUUCAAUUUGCUGCUUCUCCUUCCUUGUUUUGGUAUGACCAAAACCUGCUUCCCCGGCUGCCACUGUGAAGUGGAAACCUUUGGUCUCUUUGACAGCUUUAGCUUGACCAAGGUGGACUGCAGUGGAAUAGGCUCACAUAUUGUUCCUGUCCCAAUACCUCUGGAUACCUCCUACUUGGAUCUAUCAUCAAACAAACUGGAAACAAUAAAUGAAUCAAUGCUUACGGGCCCUGGAUACACCACACUGGUGAGUCUUGACCUGAGCUACAACAAAAUUGCCAAGAUUUCCUCCACAACCUUCUCCAGGCUUCGGUACCUGGAGUCCUUAGAUCUGAGUCAUAACUCUUUGGAAGUCCUUCCAGAAGACUGUUUCUCCAGUUCUCCUCUAGGUGACAUAGAUUUGAGCAAUAACAAGCUCUUGGAUAUAGCUAUGGAUAUUUUUGCAUCAAAAGGUCAAGGAAAAUCCCUGAAUGUGGAUCUAUCCAAUAAUAAGCUCAGCACAAUUACAAGGCACCAUAAAAAGAGUAUCCCCAACAUCCAGAAUUUAAAUCUUUCUGGAAACAGGCUAACAUUUGUGCCAAACCUUCAAGGCAUUCCUCUCCGAUAUUUAAAUCUUGAUGGGAACCCUCUAGUUAAGGUUGAGAAAGGAGACUUCACAGGGCUGAAAGAUUUGAUUCAUUUAUCCCUCAGUGGCCUGCGUGGCUUUCAAGAGUUAUCUCCUCAUAGCUUCAAGGAACUCUCAGCCCUUCAAGUUCUGGAUUUAUCCAACAAUCCCAACUUGAGUUCACUGACUGCUGAAGUUAUCUUUGGUCUGAACUCCCUACAAGAGCUCAACCUCUCUGGGACAGGUGUGUCAUCCUUGCCAAAGACUGUGCUGAAAUAUCUGCCUUCCAUCAAAAGCAUCACCUUGGGGAAGAACAUACAGUGUCUUAAGACUAUCAAAGAAGGACAGUACCACCGACAAAUUGGGCUGACUAAAAAAGAAGUCCUCAGUUGCCAUGACAGCCAUGGGUCCAUAGCAGCAGUACCUUAUGUUUCGUGAUGAAAGCUGAGGAGAAGAAGGGGUGGGACAGGGAGGGUGGAGGGCCAUGGAAUUUGUACAGGUGUCAGACUGAGAUGGCUUGCAGUGUGCCUUUUGUAAAACUGUCAAUAAUUUAUAUAUUUGUAUAUGCCAAUAGUUAGUUGAUUGUGCAUUUUAUAAACUCUCAAAUCUUGGCCCACGUUAUCUGCAGGCUCCAAACUUUACCUGGUGCAUUUUGGUCCUGCACUCAUCAUGUUGGCCAAGAGCAGUGAUGCUGGACAAUGGGGGCCAAGCUGCUCUGCAGGUCCCAUAGUAGAACAAUCAGCCUAGAGCAAACCUUCAUGCCUCAGACAUGUUUGUAGGAGCAAAGCUACAUCUCUCCAAAGCACACACCAAAAUGUACCAACUCUGUAGCUGCUUACUUACAAACCCAUGCAUCAUCCUUUUUUUAAUUAUUACUCCCCAAAAUGUGCCUUCUGGAUGUUGCCCUCAUUAGCAGCACCCUGUUCUUUGUCAUGCACUUUCAGUCUUGAAGAAACAUUUCCAGACAAAGCUGAACACAGGGUGCUCCUAAUGUGCUGGGUUUUACAUGUUAUUUGCAUAGGUGUGCAACAAAACCUAAGUCAAGGACUUUUCCCACAAGUUUCUCCCUGUUUUUCCAUCCUUAUCCUUUUCAUGUCUAAUUAAAUUAGUUUCAGCUUUGGCAACCUCUUGUCUUUUUAACCUCAGCAAGCCAUUGCUCAGAAAUUAUGUGCAGC
Molecule: messenger RNA, 2740 nt
Organism: Pipra filicauda (Wire-tailed manakin)
Lineage: Eukaryota; Metazoa; Chordata; Aves; Passeriformes; Pipridae
Gene: TSKU
Product: tsukushi, small leucine rich proteoglycan
Exons: 3
Coding region: 945-2003 (352 amino acids)
Cellular component (GO): extracellular matrix
Molecular function (GO): protein binding
Source: RefSeq, a predicted model, not a curated record